Molecule: messenger RNA, 5446 nt
Organism: Numida meleagris (helmeted guineafowl)
Lineage: Eukaryota; Metazoa; Chordata; Aves; Galliformes; Numididae
Gene: CLSTN3
Product: calsyntenin 3
Exons: 17
Coding region: 1999-4893 (964 amino acids)
Biological process (GO): positive regulation of synaptic transmission; homophilic cell-cell adhesion; positive regulation of synapse assembly
Cellular component (GO): cell surface; postsynaptic membrane
Molecular function (GO): X11-like protein binding; calcium ion binding; amyloid-beta binding
Source: RefSeq, a predicted model, not a curated record
AGAAAAGACCAAACCCAAACGCUGCAGCUCUAACGCGCUGGAUGCAGAUGUUCUCGGAACACAGAGUGAUGGGGAAGGAUGUAGGUUACUAGAUCUGGGGCUGCAGACGCAGGCACGAGAAAUUCAUUUUCAGGGAAUCCGGGAGAAGAUAAUCUGGUGGGGUGGGGGAAUCUGACACAUGCGAGGGAUGCAGGGCUCAGUGGGAUGCAGCAGCUUGGUGUGCUUUCUGUGCUUGGGGAGGGAUGGGGGCUACAAACAGGGUGCAGCACAACGCUCUGUGUGCGCUGGUACCAGCAGGGGCAUUUAUUUGUGCUGCUCUGGUGCUGGUGGGACCAGUUGCAAAGCCAGGCCCCUCCUGGUCUGUAUUUUCUCUCUUUGUGAAUUCACACUCUGAAACACGUACACAUCCCUGGCAACUGAUUUUAGCUUUAUAGGAGCUUUCUUGAAGCUGGUAUGAGUCUGCAUCCUAAAAAUAUCCCCCAAAUGUAUUUCUAAUCCCCAAGGAAUAAUUUUCUAAGAAAGCAAACUGGUGGUUCCCAAGGUGCAGGUGGAUGCAGCAAAGGAUUUCUGUCUUUCCCACCAGCUUGUUACCCCAGCAACGGGGCGUAUUUGGCAUUGGUAGCUAUGCUGUGGGUUCCCACCUCGGCAGAGAGGUGCGUGGUCUGGGACUGACAGAGUAGGAUCUGGUGAGGGCAGCGGAGGGAUGGGGCGAAACACGGGUGCUUGUACACAGGAAAGAUUCCUCCUGCAUACUGAGCAGGGUGGAUAUUUUUCUGGAUUUCCUACGCAGUGCUUUAUAAUCUUAAUCAAUAUGGUGGAAGAGAAAUGCCAGCCCACACCUGGCUGCUCUGCCAGGCUGGGUCUGCCCGUUCUGCCAACUGGCACAUCCCCACUCGGCUUGCAGUCCCACCACUGGCCCACCCAGCUCCAGCAGCACCCCUUGGUGCUGAAGUACAGAAGAGAUUGAUUGUAGGGGAUGUUGUCCUUCUUGAGUCAACACAAACGCCAUGGCGGUGUGCGCUGCAGAGGAUGAAUUCACAUAUUGGAAAUAGUGCCCUUGAGGGGAAAGGCUCUGUAUCCUGCUCUCUACCAGCUCUGAGCCAUGCUGUGUGCAGAGUGUCGCUUGGUUGUAAUAAAUCUUGUUCUCCAGAGGGUGGGAGAGUGGGGGAUUAUCUGGGAAUGGGUUUGUAACUAGGACAUGUAAUAUAAUCUCUGAGGCCCAUUUGGCAGGGAGUGGGCAUGGGGGAGGGGUUCUUAAUUUAUAAUGAUUUUACUUCUCUCCCCUCCGCCCUUUCCCUCCUUCAUUUCUCCUUUUCCCUGCCCUGGAGCCUAUGUGAUAAAGAUUAAUUUGCUAUUUCUGGGCCUGUGACAUUUUUCAGAGCCUCCGGCUGGCUGCUGCCUCCAUGCCAAGCCUGGCUGGGCUACAUCCAAUGGAACAGCAAGGAGGGGCCAAAGGAAUAUGGUGCCCGCCAUGGAGUGGGGAAGGAGGAAGCAAGGGGCUCAGCAAUUUGUUUUACAUGUGGGGUGGCUGAUUGGACGUUUACCUGGGGGCACAUGUAUGGAUCCUUGCCCUUAGUACAGAGGGUGGAAGGCAUGAAAGAUAAUGGCUGAAUGCAGCACUUGUCUUCUGGGGACACCCCAGCGGAAGAUGUCUCCUGGAUCCUUUACUUAUGGCUUUAGUGAUCUAAAGUAUUUAGCAUUUGGAAUCUCUCUCCAGAAUCAGAAUACUUAUGCCUCUUGAUUUCAUUUUUUUAAACUAUCCCAGCUUUCCAGGGUACACAAAUACCCCUCUACAUGCUUCUAGGAAGAGAGUAUUGAGGAGGUGAGAAGAAACAUGUUGUUUCUGAUGGCAUCUUCCAGGAGAGGUAGAAUAGAACUGAAGAAAAAUAGCUUCCUAUUCCCAGUUUCUCUUAGCCUUUAUUCUAGAGAUGAAGGUGGGGAGGGGUGGUUGCUAAAUGCUACUGCGUGAUAUUCUGCUCUUUUUCUACUGAGUCUGCCAUGUUGGCUAAUAUUUUCCCUGUGCUCCAUCCCUUACCCAAACUCACCUCAGCAAAUAAGCACAAACCCUGGAUUGAAGCUGAAUAUCAGGGCAUCGUCAUGGAGAAUGACAACACAGUCCUACUCAACCCACCGCUGUUUGCACUGGACAAAGAUGCUCCUCUGCGCUAUGCAGGUGAGAUCUGUGGCUUCAGGAUCCAUGGGGCAGGGGUGCCCUUUGAAGCUGUGAUCCUGGAUAAAGCUACAGGUGAGGGGCUGAUCCGGGCCAAGGAACCAGUGGAUUGUGAAGCACAUAAGGAGCACACAUUCACCAUCCAGGCUUAUGACUGUGGAGAAGGACCUGAUGGAACCAACACUAAAAAAUCUCACAAGGCCACAGUGCAUGUUCGAGUAAACGAUGUGAAUGAGUUUGCUCCUGUCUUUGUGGAAAAGUUGUAUCGUGUCGCAGUGACUGAGGGAAAGCUGUAUGACCGCAUCUUGCGUGUUGAGGCCAUUGAUGGAGACUGCUCACCACAGUACAGCCAGAUCUGUUACUAUGAGAUCCUGACCCCCAAUAUUCCCUUUCUGAUUGACAAUGAUGGGAACAUUGAAAACACAGAGAAACUUCAGUACAGUGGAGAUCGUGUCUACAAAUUCACAGUAACAGCCUAUGACUGUGGAAAAAAGCGGGCUUCUGAUGAUGCUGAAGUGGAAAUCCAGGUGAAACCCACCUGCAAGCCCAGUUGGCAGGGCUGGAACAAGAGGAUUGAGUACACACCAGGUGCAGGCAGCCUCGCGCUAUUUCCCAGCAUUCACCUGGAGACCUGUGAUGAGCCCCUGUGGAAUAUCCAGGCCAUGGUGGAGCUGCAGACAAACCACGUGGCUAAGGGCUGCGACCGGGAUAACUACUCUGAGAAAUCACUACGCAAACUCUGUGGUGCUGCUUCAGGAGAGAUUGACUUGCUGCCUGUGCCUAGCCCCACGGCGAACUGGACUGCACGGCUCUCAGUGCACUACAGCCAGGACAGCAGCCUCAUCUACUGGUUCAACGGCAGCCAGGCUGCCCAAGUGCCUGUCAUGAAUGGGCUGAAUGCCCAUGAGGGGCUGAGUGACCACUUCACCCUGUCUGUGUGGAUGAAACAUGCUGUGGUGCCCAGCAAAGGCAGGCGGGAAGAGGAGACAGUGAUCUGCAGUACAGUGCAGAGCGAGGAUGGCUACUCGCAUUACUCUCUGGCUGUGCAUGGCUGCCGAAUUGCUUUCCUCUACUGGCCGUUGCUGGAGAGUGCAAGGCCUGUGAAGUUCCUCUGGAAGCUUGAGCAGGUCUGUGAUGAUGAAUGGCACCAUUAUGCCCUCAACCUUGAAUUUCCAACUGUCACACUCUACGUGGAUGGUGUCUCUUAUGACCCUGCUCUCAUCCAUGACAAUGGCCUCAUUCAUCCCCCACGGCCAGAACCGUCACUCAUGAUUGGAGCCUGCUGGACCGAGGAGAAAAACAAGGAGAAAAACAAAGGAAAUGAGAAUUCCACUGAUACUGUACAAGGAGAUCCUCUGUUGAUACACCACUACUUCCAUGGUUACUUGGCUGGCUUCACUGUGCGCCCUGGUAGCUUGGAGAGCCGGGAGGUUAUUGAAUGCCUGUAUGCCUGCCGUGAGGGGCUUGAUUACAGUGACUUCGACAGUCUGGGCAAAGGGAUGAAGGUUCAUGUGAACCCCUCUCAGUCCUUGCUCACUUUGGAGGGUGAUGAUGUGGAAACUUUCAACCAUGCAAUCCAGCAUGUGGCUUACAUGAAUUCGCUGCGCUUUGCUACUCCUGGAGUCCGGCCACUCAGGCUCACUACUGCUGUCAAGUGUUUCAGUGAAGAAUCAUGCGUCUCCAUUCCUGAUGUGGAAGGUUAUGUUGUGGUGCUGCAGCCUGAUGCUCCCCAGAUCCUGUUGAGCGGCACUGCCCACUUUGCUCAUCCUGCAUCAGACUUUGAGGCUCCUGAUGGAGUCCCCCUUUUCCCCAACCUCCAGAUCACCUGCUCUAUUUCUCACCAGGUGGAGGCCAAGAAAGAUGAGAACUGGCAUGGUACUGUGACAGACACACGAAUGUCAGAUGAGAUUGUACACAAUCUGGAUGGCUGCGAGAUCUCAUUGGUAGGAGAUGACUUGGAUCCAGAGAGGGAAUAUCUGCUCCUGGAUGGAGCAUUGCUGCAACAGCGGGGCCUGGAGCUUGUUAACACUUCUGCCUACCUCACCAUCACAGGGGUAGAGAGCAUUGCAGUUUACGAGGAAAUACUACGUCAGGUCUCAUACCACAUCAACCGUGGCGCCGCUCUUUAUGAGAGGAAGUUCCACCUGUCCUGCACUGAGAUGAAUGGACGUUAUUCCAGCAAUGAGUUUUCUGUUGAGAUGAAUGUGCUCCACAACAUGAACCAAGCUGCUCAUCCUAACCACAUGCUGAAUUCCCAGCAGUUUAUACACCGAGGCCAUCAUUUACCCCCAGAGCUAUCUGGCCACAGCUUGGCAAGCACCCAUAACAACCCUAUGGUCCCCAGUGCAGCCACCAUCAUCAUUGUGGUGUGUGUGGGCUUCCUGGCACUCUUGGUGAUCCUGGGCAUCCUGCGCAUCCACUCCCUGCACCGGCAGGGAAUGGGGCAAGAGGCCCCUGGGGCUGCCGCAGGGGGACACACAGGCACCAGCAGCAAAGACAGCGACAUGUUCUGGGAUGACUCGGCCCUCACCAUCAUAGUGAACCCCAUGGAGUCCUACCAGAGCUGCCAGGAGAGGGCUGCAGACAACUGCGAGGGCAGAGCAGGUAAGGGCAUGGAUGAAGAUGAUGACAGCAGCGAUUCGGAGACACCUGACUCCCCAGACAGUAAUGACAUGGAUGAUCGGCACAUCAUUGGCAAAAAUGACAGUGCUCACCGCUAUUAGGAGCUUUAAAACAUCUGUCCAGUGGAUCCUCCAAAACAUACGGUUGGGAGGAGGAGGUGUCUAACUUCCUUCUCCCCCCACCUUGUACAUGUUCUCCUCCCUCGUGUCAUUUUUGCCUCCCAUGUUCCUUCGUCUUCUGCCAUUCUCAUUGUGGACAUUCCCUAUGAUUGACCCCCCCCAUUUGGCUCUCUAGAGACGCAUAUUUGGGCACUUGCACAUGACCGUGGCACAGUUCAAACUAUGAUGAGGAAGGAGGGGCUUGGAAAGAACAGAAAUGUGGAAGGAGGAGCCAGCCACAUGGCUCAGAGUGGGGUCUCUCACAACCCCUCCCCAGAUAUUAUAUAUAUAUAUAUUGUAUAUUUUUUCAAUGUUGUUGUUUGAGGUUUAUUCUCAUUUCAUGCAAAACAAAACAAAACAAACAAAAAAAUCCCAACAACCAGAACUGCAGCUUGUGUCACUUUGUAAAAUUGUCGAUACUCCUGAACUAAACGAAUGAUGGUAAGAAGGACGAGGAAGCAAAGUGGAUUUUAAAAUAAAUGGAUUUCAAAUAAAA